AAAGAUCAGACAUUCCUUUGUCGAGUAGUGGAAUGGCAAUAACGGAAGUGGAGAAUGAACCGGAAACGGUCGAUACAAGAAAGAAAAGCAACGUCGGAAGUGUUUCUCAGCCAAAACUCAAAGACCAUGACCGAUGCCGGCACAAGCGUAACUAUGAUGGUCACGUGGUCGUUUAUUCGUUCUCCUCUAGACGGAAAAACAUCGGGCAACAGAAAAAGAUACUAGAAGAUUCGAUGUGCCGAUGUAAAAAUAGUCGACAACUAUCCCAAACUUACCAUUUGAUGCGAACGAAAAUAGAAUCGGAUAUCGCUGUCAUUAGAGGCACUCAAAAUCAAAGGAAAAUGAAUUAUAUGUUGAACUUCUGAUGCGAUCUUCCCCAUAGCUGUAGCCAGAAUCCUGAUUCUGGGAUACUGUUGUAUACCAGGAUACUAACAUGAGUUGCCAGGUGCUACUGCUUCUCACCUGAGCGGUCAAUCUUUAUGAAAAAAUAGGAUAUGCAGAAAGGCAAAAUCUUUCCACUGUCUCUAGCAUAGGGAUCCUAACAACAUAAACAACACACCUUUACUCCAACAAGGGUCAUACGGUCAUUUUGUUUCA
Messenger RNA from Coccinella septempunctata (seven-spotted ladybird), 597 nucleotides. RefSeq lists its product as uncharacterized. The record is from RefSeq and is a predicted model, not a curated record. Bases 33 to 365 code for a protein of 110 amino acids. The transcript is spliced from 2 exons. Lineage: Eukaryota; Metazoa; Arthropoda; Insecta; Coleoptera; Coccinellidae.